This is a messenger RNA of Musa acuminata subsp. malaccensis (wild Malaysian banana), 678 nucleotides long. Its product is annotated as protein SPIRAL1-like 3. Lineage: Eukaryota; Viridiplantae; Streptophyta; Magnoliopsida; Zingiberales; Musaceae. The record is from RefSeq and is a predicted model, not a curated record. Gene Ontology annotation, cellular component: cortical microtubule, transverse to long axis. Gene Ontology annotation, biological process: cortical microtubule organization.
AAAAAAGGGGGAGAAUUCGAUUCGCUUUCCGCUUUAAAUCCCCAUUCCCUCUUUCUCUCGCUUUGCGAGCUUCGCAUCGCCUCUCGGAGCGCACAGAGGAAGCGGGAGCUUGUCAAGUAAAGAAUGGGUCGUGGAGUAAGCAGCGGAGGUGGUCAGAGUUCUCUGGGCUACCUAUUUGGUAGUGGAGAGGCUCCCAAAUCUGUGGGAGAGACUGCUGCUCCAGCUCAGAAACCAUCUCCACCACCACCAGUUGACAACAGCAAGCAAAUUCCUGCAGGUAUCCAAGGGAACCUAGCAAACAACUACCAUCGGGCAGAUGGGCAGAACACUGGCAAUUUCAUCACGGAUCGGCCUUCCACGAAGGUGCAAGCUGCUCCUGGUGGUGGUUCUUCCCUAGGUUAUCUGUUCGGUGGUGGCGGCAACUGAUGAUAUUCUUGCUGCUUGCAGCAGCAAAACAUCGACCGAAAGGAAAAAUAUAUCUACUUGCAGCUGCUGGGAUGAAAAUUUGCAAUUUGUAGCUCGUAAAAGACUCAUGCUUAUGUAUUAUAUGUCCAUUGAAGUCUUGACUGUCACCGUUGCUUUGAACAACAAACAGAAUUCCUGGCUCUUCUAUUCCGACCUCUAAUUAAUCCCGCUGGCUCCGUAUGCCAUUUCUUGCUGAAGGUAAACUAUUAAAUA